Messenger RNA from Cynara cardunculus var. scolymus (artichoke), 1752 nucleotides. RefSeq names its product kelch repeat-containing protein At3g27220. Gene Ontology annotation, molecular function: protein binding. The transcript is spliced from 8 exons. NCBI's taxonomy places the organism in Eukaryota, Viridiplantae, Streptophyta, Magnoliopsida, Asterales, Asteraceae. The coding region runs from base 292 to 1461 and encodes 389 amino acids. The record is from RefSeq and is a predicted model, not a curated record.
UCUCAACCAUCAUUCACUUACAAAUCCGUAGCAUUGAAUUGGCCCCCGCCUAAAUCUUCUUCCUACUCCAAUUACUCUGCCAAGGCGAAGAGUUAGAUCACUCGCUAUCUGGCUGGAAAAGGUGGUCCGGAAGCUUCCUCUCUCCAACCUCUUUUUGUUCAAGGUUCAAGAGGAAGAAGAGAAGAGGAACCACCGCCCAAUGAUGCUUUUACGAAAGUAGCAGAAAGAAGGAUCCGGGAGUUCCUGAGCCAAGAUUGAGACCCGCUUUUGACUUAUUCUAUUAUUCUAAUCAUGAGUAGGAUCAGGUGCUUCUCUCUCUUGGAGACUCGCGUGCCAUGGAUCGCAUGUGAGGAGUCCAUCCCCAAUUGCAUAUUCAUAACUUCCAGUUUGCAUGGUAUAACUGAUAAAGAUAAAACAGAUGGCGUUCAUGGGAGAAUUCUAUCCAAAACUUUUGCUGAUUUGCCUGGACCAGAACUAAAAUGGGAGAAGAUGGCAGCAGCACCAGUGCCACGUCUUGAUGGAGCAGCAAUACAGAUCAAGGAUCAACUAUUUGUUUUUGCAGGAUAUGGAACUAUUGAUCUAGUGCAUUCUCAUGUUGAUGUAUACAAUUUUACGAGCAACACGUGGGGAGGAAGAUUUGAUAUGCCAAAAGAAAUGGCACAUUCACAUCUAGGGAUGGUGACAGAUGGAAGAUAUAUUUACAUAGUCACUGGACAAUAUGGUCCACAGUGUAGAGGACCAACUGCUCAUACAUUUGUUCUGGACACCAAGACCAAGAAAUGGCAGGACAUGCCCCCUUUACCAGUCCCUAGGUAUGCACCCGCAACUCAACUUUGGAGAGGUAGACUCCACGUGAUGGGUGGCAGCAAAGAAGAUCGAUAUACACCAGGAGUAGAUCAUUGGAGCAUUGCUGUGAAGGAUGGGAAAGUUCUGGAGAAGGAAUGGCGAACUGAAAUGCCCAUACCUCGUGGUGGCCCACACAGGGGGUGUGUUGUGGUCAAUGACCGGUUAUAUAUGAUUGGUGGUCAAGAAGGUGACUUCAUGGCCAAACCAAAUUCACCUAUAUUCAAAUGUUCCCGAAGGAACGAGGUUGUAUAUGGUGAUGUUUACAUGUUAGAUGAUGAGAUGAAGUGGAAGGUUUUACCUUCUAUGCCGAAGCCUGACUCCCACAUAGAGUUUGCUUGGGUUGUUGUCAACAAUUCUAUUAUUAUUGCUGGUGGCACUACAGAGAAGCACCCAGUAACCAAGAAAAUGAUCCUGGUUGGAGAAGUCUUCCAAUUUCAGUUGGAUACAUUGAAAUGGUCGGUUGUUGGUAAGCUUCCUUAUCGUGUGAAAACCACGCUGGCAGGGUUCUGGGAUGGAUGGUUUUACUUUACUUCAGGACAAAGAGAUAGAGGGCCAGAUGAUCCUACACCCAAAAAAGUCAUUGGAGAGAUGUGGAGAACAAAACUGAGCUUAUGAGUCAUCUCGUUCUUUAUAAUAGAUAUUCUGUUUGGAUUUGAUUAUUUGCGGAUACACCUACACCACAUGUAUACUAGUUAGACCUGCUGCUCGCUCAUGAUUACUUGGCCUUCACAUUUGUUAUUUUAUCAAACAUGGGAAAAGCAGUGUAAAUCUCUUUGGGAGGACAAUGUUGUAUGUAGAAAGAAAGAAAUCAUGUAAUCGUUCUUUGAGGUUAUAUAUGUAUCUGAUGGCAUCUGUAAAGUUAAGACGAUUGGAUUUUUGGAUGAAAUAUGAAGCCUGAUACAGAUA